CUCUCUCCCUCUCUCUCUCCCCCUCCCUCCCCUCUCCUCCCUCCUCUCCGCCUGGCCCCCUCCCUUCUCCCCCUAUCCGCCCCCCAAUCAUGGACUUCCACGACGACCACGACGAGACUGUCCUCGCCUGGGGCGAUGCCGGUGCCCCGGUCCACCACCACCUCUACAUGGAUGAGGGCGUUGAUGGCGCCUUCGACCAGGAGGCCAUCCUCCCGACCGACGGCCACCCGACCGACCCGGUGCCCGAGCUCCUCGAUGACCCCUUCGGCACCAUCCCCACCUCCCAGCUCCAUACUGGCUCGGACAGCGGGAUCCCGACGGUCGAGAGCGCCUCCCCGGUGGCGACUCGGACUCCGGGGUCGCCGACCGGCGCCGAGGCCAGCUCCUCGCGGCUGACCAUCAGCUCCUCGGCUUCCGGGGCCGAGGGCCCCAUCUCCCCCCUGACCGCCGCCGGUCCUGGCGGAAAGUCCACCUCCAUGAUGGCCGACUUCGCCACCAGCCCGAUCCCCCCGCCCGUGGCCACUGGCGAGUGCACCAACCCGGACCUGGUCAUUGUUGUCGACCAGCCUCAGCGCCACGGCGAGGGCAUGGACAACUACACCUCCUACCUGGUGACGACCACGACCACCAUGCGCGAGUUCGCUCGGCAGACCGUGUCCGUUCGCCGGCGCUACGGGGACUUCGUCUGGCUGGCGGCGCGCCUGCGCCAUGCGCACCCGACUGCCAUCCUCCCCCCCCUGCCGGAGAAGAGCCGGCGCGCCUACCUCGACCGCAUGCAGCCGGCCUUUGUCGAGCGCCGCCGGGCGGCCCUGCAGCGCUUUAUGAACCGCUGCGCCUCGCACCCUGGCAUCUGUACCUCGCAGUGGCUGCGUCUUUUCCUGGAGGCCCCGCGCGCCGAGCUGGAGACCCGGAUUCAAAGCUCUAAGAUCCCUAAGGAUGACAUCUAUGAUGUGGUUCUCAACGUCCGUGACAUCAUCUACGAUGUGCUAGCCCUCUCAAAGACCGAGAACCCCGACCCCCGGUUCGUGCCCCACCACGAGUACCUUGCCGACCUGCAGCAGGCCCUCAGCAACCUGGAGAAGCUGUAUUCCCGUCUGCAGAAGAAGCAUCUGGACCUGGCGGCCGACCACUACGACUUCGGCUCCAUCCUGACCCUGAUGGCCGAGGAGGAGCGUGAUGCUCCGCGCCCGGCCGGGGCCGACCUCGCUCCCGGCUCCUCGUCGUCCGGCCACCAGGACAACACCCUCAGCUCCUUCUCGGCUGGGGCCGAGCCUCGUGAGCCUGGGACCUACUCGAUCGGCAGCUUCCCGCCGGCUUCCGGCCCUGUGGCCGCCGCGGUUUUCCGCACCAUGGCCGCGGCCGAGGAGGCCUUCUCCAUCGUGCAGAAGGACUUUGUGGAGUAUGUCGAGCGGAACUUCAUCGAGCAGAUCCACGACUACAUGCUUUACUGCUACACCAUUCGCGAUGUGCUGAAGUCCCGCGAGCAGCGCCAGAUCGAUAUGGAGGAGCUGGCCGAAAUCUCCCAGGAGCUGGCCGACAAGUAUGAGGAGCUCAAGAACCCGGAUGCCCCGGCCAGCACCUCCAGCUGGCUUUCUUCCCUCUCUGGCGAGAGCAAGGAGACUCGUGCCACCAAGAUCGGAGAAAAGCUCUCCCAGGUCCAGCAGGAGGCGCAGACUGCCUCGGAGAUCCACUCGCAGUUUGCGCAGCUGGCUCUGGUGGAGCUCGAGCAAAUCGGCCUCCAGCGUAGCCAGGAUUUCACUGCCCUCCUGCGCAACUAUGUCCAGGCCCAGGUUUCGCUCCUGCGCUCUGGUCGCUCGAUCUAUGCCACGGCCCUGGAGAAGAUCAAGGCCUACACCUCGGGCGACCUGCCCGCCGAGUGAGCGACCCCGUCUCCGCCCUUCCCCCCCCCUCCCCAUCCCUCUGAUCUUUCCCAUUUCCACCUUUUGCUGCUGGCGGAUCUCCGGUGUGUUCCUGUCUUUCAGCCUGGCCGACCCCGACAUCCCCGCUCCCCCCCCCCCC
Molecule: messenger RNA, 2019 nt
Organism: Fonticula alba
Lineage: Eukaryota; Rotosphaerida; Fonticulaceae
Exons: 7
Coding region: 90-1880 (596 amino acids)
Molecular function (GO): phosphatidylinositol binding
Source: RefSeq, a predicted model, not a curated record